This is a messenger RNA of Piliocolobus tephrosceles (Ugandan red Colobus), 3101 nucleotides long. RefSeq names its product cTAGE family member 8-like. Gene Ontology annotation, cellular component: endoplasmic reticulum exit site; endoplasmic reticulum membrane. The transcript has a single exon. Lineage: Eukaryota; Metazoa; Chordata; Mammalia; Primates; Cercopithecidae. The coding region runs from base 531 to 2858 and encodes 775 amino acids. Gene Ontology annotation, biological process: endoplasmic reticulum to Golgi vesicle-mediated transport; vesicle cargo loading; protein secretion. The record is from RefSeq and is a predicted model, not a curated record.
UCUUGUAUGCUGUGUGCAAGAAACUCACUUGAAAUUUACCAAUAUAGGGCAGGCCAAAUAAAAAGGAUGAAAAAAGAUAUAUUACACAAACAUUAAUGCAAGGAAAUCAAAAGUGUCUGUAUGUAUAUCAGCCAAAGCAAAGAAAAUUGCCAGAAACAGAGAGAUUAUAUAAUGAUCAAAGGUUUAAUCCAUGAAGAAGACAGCAAUUUUAAAAGUAUAUUCACCAAACAAUAGAGCUUCAAAAUAUGUGAUGUGAAAACUGCCAGAACCAAGGAGGGUCCGGCUCCGACCUGAGCUCUCUCAGGAUGUAAAGUGUAAAAAGGGGCUGGGGGUGGGUGGGGAGGGGCAGCAUGGGGCUGUGAGGCCUGUGGGGUGCCCGCGUUCCCCAACUCCCCCUGCAGCUGGCUCUGCAGUGGUCCGCUCCACUUGGUUGCCACGUGCGGAUUCGGGUUCCAGAACCAAGGCUGCGUGUUCUCCACCGCUUGUUGUGGCCAGUGUUACUGUGGUGACCCCAGAGCAGCCUUGGCUCUAUGAAGGAGCCAGACGCUACUCCUCAGCCCUAUUUGGGGCUGGUACUGGAGGAGCUACGCAGCCUUGUGGCAGCACUGCCUGAAAGUAGGAGACCAGAUUCGAAUCCUUAUGGUUUUCCAUGGGACUUGGUGGUAUGUGCAGCUGUUAUUGGAUUUUUUGCUGUUCUCCUUUUUUUGUGGAGAAGUUUUAGAUCAGUUAGGAGUCGGCUUUAUGUGGGAAGAGAAAAAAAACUUGCUGCAACGCUUUCUGGACUAAUUGAAGAAAAAUGUAAAAUACUUGAAAAAUUUAACCUUAUUCAAAAAGAGUAUGAAGGCUAUGAAGUAGAGUCAUCUUUAGAGGAUGCCAGCUUUGAGAAGGCGGCAGCAGAAGCACGAAGUUUGGAGGCAGCCUGUGAAAAGCUGAACAGGUCCAAUUCUGAACUUAAGGAUGAAAUCCUCUGUCUAGAGAAAAAGUUCAAAGAAGAGAAAUCUAAACAUUCUCAACAAGAUGAAUUGAUGGCAGAUAUUUCAAAAAGGAUACGGUCUCUAGAAGAUGAGUCAAAAUCCCUCAAAUCACAAAUAGCUGAAGCCAAAAUCAUCUGCAAGAUAUUUAACAUGAAUGAAGAACGACAGGAGAUAGCAAUAAAAGAUGCUUUGAAUGAAAAUUCUCAACUUCAGGAAAGCCAGAAGCAGCUUUUGCAAGAAGCUGAAGUAUGGAAAGAACAAGUGAAUGAACUUAAUAAACAGAAAAUAACAUUUGAAGACUCCAAAGUACACGCAGAACAAGUUCUAAAUGAUAAAGAAAAUCACAUCAAGACUCUGACUGAAUGCUUGCUGAAGAUGAAAGAUCCGGCUGCUGUGCUUGGAGAGGACAUAAUGGAUGAUGAUAACUUGGAAUUAGAACUGAACGGCGAAGUGGAAAAUGGCGCUUACUUAGAUGGUCCUCCAAAAGGAGCUUUGAAGAAACUGAUUCAUGCUACUAAGUUAAAUGUUUCUUUAAAAACCUCAGAAGGAGAAAGAAACCACAUUAUUAUUCAGUUAUCUGAAGUUGACAAAACAAAGGAAGAGCUUACAGAGCAUAUUAAAAAUCUUCAGACUCAACACACAUCUUUGCAGUCAGAAAACAUGUAUUUUGAAAGUGAGAAUCAGAAACUUCAACAGAAACUUAAAAUAAUGACUGAAUUAUAUCAAGAAAAUGAAAUGAAACUCCACAAGAAAUUGACAGUAGAGGAAAAUUACUGGAUAGAGGAAGAAGAGAAACUUUCUAAAGUGGAAAAAAAGAUCAGCCAUACCACUGAAGGAUUGGAGACCUAUAGAAAGCUAGCCAAAGAUCUUGAAGAAGAAUUGGAGAGAACUAUUAAUUUUUAUCAAAGGCAGGUUGUUUCCUACGAGAAAAAAGGACAUGAUAAUUGGUUGGCAGCUCAGACUGCUGAAAGAAACCUCAAUGAUUUAAGGAAAGAAAAUGCUCACAACAGACAAAAAUUAACUGAAAAAGAGUUUAAAUUUGAACUUUUAGAAAAAGAUCCUUGUGCACCUGAUGUUUCAAAAACAGCAUUUGGCAAAGAGCAUUCCCCAUAUGGUCCCUCACCAUUGGGUCGGCCUUCAUCUGAAAUGAGAGCUUUUCUCUCUCCUAAAACUUUGUUGGAGGGUCCACUCAGACUCUCACCUGUGCUUCUUGAGGGAGGAGGAAGAGGCCCAAGAGGCCCAGGGAAUCCUCUGGACCAUCAGAUUACCAAUGAAAGAGGAGAUCCAAGCUAUGAUAUGUUAACUGAUCCUCACAGGGCUCCUUCUGACACUGGGUCCCUGUCAUCUCCGUGGGAACAGGACCGUAGGAUGAUGUUUGCUCCACCAGGACAAUCAUAUCCUGAUUCAACUCCUCCUCCACAAAGGGAAGACAGAUUUUAUUCUAAUUCUGAUAGACUGUCUGGGCCAGCAGAACUCAGAGGUGUUAAUAUGCCUUCUUUGGAUAAAAUGGAUGGGUCAAUGCCUUCCGAAAUGGAAUCCAGUAGAAAUGAUGCCAAAGAUGAUCCUGGUAAUUUAAAUGUGCCUGAUUCAUCUCUCGCUGCUGAAAAUGAAGCAACUGGUACCAGCUUUGUUCCUCCACCUCUAGCUCCAAUCAGAGGUCCAUUGUUUCCAGUGAAUACAAGGGGCCUGUUCAUGAGAAGAGGACCUCCUUUCCCCCCACCUCCUCCGGGAACCAUGUUCGGAGUUUCUCGCGGUUACUAUCCACCAAAGGAUUUCCCAGGUCCACCACAUGCUCCAUUUGCGAUGAGAAACAUCUAUCCACCGAGGGGUUUUCCUCCUUACCUUCACCCAAGACCUGGAUUUUACCCCACCCCCACAUUCUGAGGGUAGAAGCGAGUUCCCUUCAGGUUGAUUCUGCCUUCAAAGAAGCCUGCUACUGAACAUCCAGAACCACAGCAAGAAACCUGACAAUAUUUUUGCUCUCUUCAAAAGUAAUUUAGACUGAUCUCAUUUUCAGUUUAAGUAACUGCUGUUACUUAAGUGAUUACACUUUUCUCAAAUUGAAGUUUAAUGGCAUUAUAGUUCUUAGGAUAGUAUUUUGAAAAUAAAGAUGAUUUAAAUACAAAU